AUGAUUCCUAUAGGUCUAGAAAAAGACACCAACACAAAUCAUGUUGGGUCCUUGUUUGAAAAUGAAAUUUGGACCUUGGUUGCGAGAUAUGAUCCAUUAAGUGUCACGCCUAAGGCUGGCUUCUCUUGGGUAUGGUUGGAAGUUGGAAGUUCAGAGGAACCUGUUUCAUCCUCAAAGACUUUAGAGAGGGUAACAGAAAAGACAGAGAAAAAUCGCUUGGCUAGAAAAUUUGCUGAUUUGGGGCUGCACUACUACAAUGACACUAACAGGAGUAGGAAGUAG
Dovyalis caffra is the source of this 282-nucleotide messenger RNA. The record is from the annotation of a GenBank genome assembly. NCBI's taxonomy places the organism in Eukaryota, Viridiplantae, Streptophyta, Magnoliopsida, Malpighiales, Salicaceae.